AUGGAGGAGGGGCGUAUGGACGCACUCGGGGCAAAGCUGGAGCGAAGGAAAUGGGUGUAUUGCACGGCCCAUUUCCUGGCAAGUUCAUAUCGUUUCGAUCCACCUCCACCACGCCCGAGGAAGAAGCGGACAAUGGUUCAUCGUGACCGUGAAGGUGGAGCCGAGCGCCUCCAUCGCGAUUAUUUUUCUGUCGAGCCUGUUUAUGGGCCACAAUUCUUUCGUCGUCGAUUUCGCAUGAGCCGAGAGUUGUUUCUACGCAUUGUCAAUGCGCUAGAAGUCGAUCCUUACUUCCAACAACGUCCGGAUGCUAUUGGCCGCUUAAGCUUCUCCCCGAUCCAGAAGUGCACUGCCGCUGUUCGACAAUUGGCAUACGAAACUGCUGCUGAUUGUUGUGACGAAUAUCUCCGUAUAGGAGAGACGACGGCGUUGGAAUGCUUGAAGAAAUUCUGCAAGGCCGUCGUUCGUAUCUUUGGCGGCACGUAUUUGAGGCGGCCAACAACUGCCGAUGUGCAAUGCAUCACUGCAAUGCACGAAGCCCGCCAUGGGUUCCCGGGAAUGUUGGGGAGCCUAGACUGCAUGAAGGUGGAAAUGUAA
Molecule: messenger RNA, 594 nt
Organism: Salvia miltiorrhiza (redroot sage)
Lineage: Eukaryota; Viridiplantae; Streptophyta; Magnoliopsida; Lamiales; Lamiaceae
Exons: 2
Coding region: 1-594 (197 amino acids)
Source: RefSeq, a predicted model, not a curated record